AUGAAACGCUCGUAUCAUUCACACGACGUCUUCGCAGUCGUUUAUGAACUUCGUCUGAUCCGUGACUGUUGGGUUGAACGACCUUCUGAAAGGCCCACGAUUGGUGCGGUGAAAUCGCUAAUGAAGGAUAUGAACACGGCCAGAAGCAACAAUCUGAUAGACUACGUCUUCAAUAUGCUCGAGCGGUAUGCCUCUACGUUGGAGGAAGAGCUGGUAGAGAGAACGAAAGAAUUAAUGCAAGAGGAGAAGAAGAGCGACGUUCUACUCUACAGAAUGCUGCCUAAAGAGGUAGCCGAAAAGCUAAAACUCGGUCAGUCUGUCGAACCAGAAACAUUUGACAGUGUAACGGUGUCCUUCUCGGACGUCGUGUCUUUUACGAAAAUCGCCGCUAAAUGUAAUCCUCUGCAGGUAUGUCACCGUUUUCACCAUUCUGUUCAGUAA
This is a messenger RNA of Angiostrongylus costaricensis, 441 nucleotides long. Lineage: Eukaryota; Metazoa; Nematoda; Chromadorea; Rhabditida; Metastrongylidae. The record is from the annotation of a GenBank genome assembly.